Coregonus sp. 'balchen' is the source of this 11841-nucleotide messenger RNA. NCBI's taxonomy places the organism in Eukaryota, Metazoa, Chordata, Actinopteri, Salmoniformes, Salmonidae. The record is from the annotation of a GenBank genome assembly.
UGGGACUUCACACAAGAAAUGUUGCUGAAUGAAUCAGAGGGUAGAGAGUGAAAAAGGGGCAGCCUAAUGUAAAUGUUGAACCACUUCAUUUCUCGGCGGCUCGAUGGAUGACAUCGAAGCCAGAAGCACCCUUUUAGUGGAAAAAUAAUCGUGCUCGAGGCUUUGUAUCCUCGGUUUUGUCCCUGGUUGUUGGUACACCUAUGAUGGAACGGGCGAUGGAGCAAUUAAACGUACAGCUGAACAGGCUGACCCGCUCCCUGCGUCGCGCCAGGACCGUCGAGCUACCGGAAGGUAUAGCCUAUCGACCAAAGGACACAAAUAAUCGACAGGGCAUAGUAUGAGGCUUUAGCUAUAUCUAUAGCAUACUGUAUAUUCAUGCUAAUAAAUAUAGUCAUUAAAUGUUUGAAUUACAGUAUCAUCUGACAGUUUGUCAAUAACAAGGCGGAAGCCAGCAACCCUUGAGGGCAUUAGACAUUUCCCUGUCUACAGACUGGAUGCUGGAUAGGCUAUUAUUCUAACCAUAUAAUAGUAAUAAAAUGAUACGAAUCUAGUGAGACCAACUGAUACAUACAUUGUUUCAUGAUACAAAAACGAAGGAGUGACUGAAAGAUGUCAUGGUCAUAUAAGUCUAGUGGUGACAUAAAGGAAUGGGUUGCAUAGGCUGCAGAUACAUACAGACCUGUUAGUAAAUAGACUAUUCAGACUGUCUGAGUUCAGUAGGAAGCAUAGCUGUUAUGGGAGAUGAUCCCCUUCUCCUUCGUUGAUUACUGUAUUCUGUUACCUUUCUUCUAUUGAUCCAGAAGUGCAUGUUAGGGCAUGUCUGUUGUGUAACUAACAACACCAUUAUAUUACCACUGUACUCGUGUCCAUGUCUGACAACAGCAACAACAUUACCUUUGAGUUGAACUCAAGAUCUAAUGGAGUAGGAAACAGAAAUGUGUUUUGUCUUGUACGGGAAGUGCAUUCUUGAGUGUGAGGCGCUACAUUGUACAAUCCUUUUUGAUAUCCUGAUAGUGUCUGGUUUGAAUGAAGUACAGUCACUGAUAGUGGAUGUAGUUAUGACGGUCCUAAGUAUACACAGAGAGCUCUGUCUUAGGAGGUUAGAACUAAGAAUACUGGACUCACUGUUUGAUUACACAAAAAUGUAAUUGUUCAGUGACUAAAUGACAUGAUUUUAGCAGAGGAAGAUCUUUGUUCUUUAAUUUCACAAUUAUCAAUGACACUAUUAUGACACAAUUAUUGCUCCCCUCACAGACAAUGAAACCGCAGUCUACACACUCAUGCCAAUGGUUAUGGCUGACCAGCACAGGUAUGACCAUGUGUGUGUGUGUGUGUGUGUGUGUGUGUGUGUGUGUGUGUGUGUGUGUGUGUGUGUGAGAUAGAGAGACAGAGAGACAGUCGAAGUUGUCAACAUUGGUUCCCUGUAUAUUAAUUAUCUCACAUGUCUGUAUUGUCCCUGAAGGUCAGUUUCUGAAUUACUCCUCAACUCCAAGUUUGAUGUGAACUACGCUUUCGGACGAGUCAAGAGAAGUCUACUUCACAUUGCUGCCAAGUAAGGAAUGUUUACAUUGUAUCACUGAUUGUUCUAAUUGUUCCAUUGUUUUGUUGGAAACCAACCUCUCCAGCGUCUAUUUUUAUCACAGUGGUGUGUCUGAUGAAACUCUGUAUCUGCUGUGAUGUGUGUGUCUGUGUGGGUGAGUACUCUACAUCUAUUUGUGUAUUGUGGUGCUUGUUAACGUGUUGGUUAUUGUGUUGUAGCUGUGGAUCAGUGGAGUGCCUGGUCCUACUGCUAAAGAGAGGAGCGAACCCUAACUACCAGGACAUCUCAGGGUGCACUCCUCUGCAUCUGGCUGCCAGAAACGGGUACCAUACUGUACAUAGAUAUUACUGCACACUCACUAUAUACUCUGCUGCCCCCUUUGGUAGGGAGGCAGAAUACACCUUUACUUGGAGAUCACAGAUCCCUGCCAGCCCAGUGAACAUGGUUUGGUGAUGUUGAUGAUAGUGAUGAUGAUGUUUAGAGUUGUAUAUAUGAUACCCCUCAUCUUUCCUCUCUAUAGGCAGAAAAAGUGUAUGGGCAGACUACUAGAAUACAAUGCAGACGUGAACAUCUGCAACAAUGAGGGACUGACAGCUGUGAGUAUCGCUAUGAAGUCAUGUGUAUAGACAGACCAGUACUGCUGUUAAAUUCUUGUCAUAACUCAGGGAUGUAGUGCUAAUAAAAAUGGUGAACGCAGGUCAAGACUGCGUACAGUAAAUGCCAUUCACACAAUAAAAAGUUGUGUAUACAGGGUGUACUUGUGUUUAUGCUUUAUUACAUUCCUCCUCUUCCUCAUCCUCUUCCUCCCCUCCUCCUUAUUUUCCUUCCUUCCUUCCCUCCCCUCCUCUUCCUCUCCUCCUCCUCCUCCUUUAGAUCCACUGGUUGGCUGUGAACGGGAGGACUGAGCUGCUUCAUGACCUGGUGCAGCAUGUGACUAAUGUGGAUGUAGAGGAUGCCAUGGGACAGACCGCCCUCCAUGUAGCCUGCCAGAACGGACACAAGACUGUGAGUAGAUAACACCCAUAUAUCAACCAAGACCUGUAUGGAAAUACCAACAUUUCCAUAAAAUGUCCAAUAUUCAGUAUACAGUGUUCAUCAUAGACACAAGACGGUGAGUGUACAGAACAGGUGUCAUUUUUGAUAUCUCAGUGGUUGUAAAUGGAUUGUGUUGAUAUGGAACCUUUACCAGUGUUGUUAUAUAUUCAAGUUUCAAAGUGUAUUAAUGAUAACUUCAUGAUAAGUUCCAUCAUGAAUAACAUGAUGAAUACCAGACAGUAGUGUGGAUGAUGAGUGUGUCUCCUCUCUUUCCUCUUCCUCAUUGGCCUGUGUGUGGUCGAUGACGUCAUCAGACGGUGCAGUGCCUGCUGGACAGUGGAGCGGACAUCAACAGACCUAACUGCUCUGGGGCCACACCACUCUACUUCGCCUGCAGGUCACUACAUACACUAGUACAAUAACGAUGAUGCAAUACUUCCUCUCAUCCUUCUUCCUAUUGUCCACUUAGAAUUGUAGAUGGAAUAUAAACUAUUCUUUGUAAUACAUUGGCUCGGCAACUGAAAUGCAAACGUGUUGUUUUGAUUCAGUGCGGCUGUAAAUAUAUAUUCUACGGCAUUGUACAAGGCUAUUAGUUGGAGGAGGAGGAAGCUGGGGGGUGGAAUAUGAAGAGACCAAAGAACAGUGAUCACAGCCAGACAGCUGUUCAGAGAUAUGUCCCAAACUUCAGUAGCACACUCCUAUCCCUGUCAGUCCUCUGAUGGUCUCUAUGCAGCCUGUCUCAUUCAGAUGAUAAGAAUAGCACGAGAAAACUCAUCCCUCAACUUCAGAGGGAGAAUAAUGAGGUUCCUAUUAAUUCAGAACAUGACAGUGACACCCCAGCCUUCCUUUGAGUGUAUUAAGCUCUGCACGCGCUCACACACACAGACACACACACAGACACACACACAGACACACACAGACACACACACAGAGGAGGAGCAGGGCUGGAGGCUGGAGUGACAGUAUCCUUCUCUGAUCUUUUGUUUUGAUUAUGUUUCACUUGUACAUUAGUCAGGUACCAUUAAGGAGGCUCUAUUUGAAAAGCACUGUGACUAGAACAAUUAGUCUGUAAUGAACUGUGGAUAAAUGAAGUGUUGUUUUACUGUCAACUGACUGCAUCACAGAGUAUAUCAGUCUGAAUGAAGUGGCUGGUCCACCAGCCAAUGUGCCUGUCUGGUGAAUGAAAUAAUACACUGGACAUCUUGAUUUUGUACAAGCCCUUCUCAGAUCUCCAACCCUGACUCCAGCCUUCUAUUGACCACCUUCUCUUAACGUUAACCCUUAUCUUCUGAAUUGUCAUUAUAUAUUGUUAUAUAGAGUUUAAACCUUAACCAACACUAACUUUAUAUUUUGUUAGAAAUCUGUGUGUGUGAGCCUUAGUCAUAGUGGAUAGAGUGUUAAAGUUAAGUCUAUUACCAUUUGUAGGUACGAUGAUAUACAUUGACAUUUCUUUACGACAAGACACAAUCUCAGAAGUAAAAAGGAGUAGAGAGCAAUGUUAAAAACAUACAAGAAUACAUUCAAUACAUUAAAGCCCUACUUAUGUCCCACAGCCACGGUCAAAGGGACACGGCACAGAUCCUUCUCUCUCGAGGGGCUAAGUACCUACCUGACAAGAAUGGAGUCACCCCUCUGGAUCUGUGUGUACAGGUGAGCAUUACCAUGACAACAAAUGGCUAAUAUAACAAACAAGCACCCAGAAAACAGCAUUUGUCUGUCUCUUCCCCCUUUCUGAUCCCACUGUGUUGGUGUGUGUGUGUGUGUGUGUGUGUGUGUGUGUGUGUGUGUGUGUGUGUUGUUCAGGGUGGUUAUGGGGAGACGUGUGAGAUCCUCAUCCAGCACCACGGCAGACUGUUCCAGACACUCAUCCAGAUGACGCAGAAUGAUGACAUCAAAGAGAAUAUGGUACAUAUUCUACUGUCUAUCUGUCUCACUCUGUUAUUAGAGCAAUGACUAGGUUCAUGUCCACACACCUCUUUUUCUUUUAGAAAGUGCUUGUAGGCAUAUUUUAACUGUGUCUGUGUCUGUGUGUAGCUCAGGCAGGUUCUAGAGCAUGUUUCCCAGCAGAGUGACAGUCACUACCAGAGGAUCCUGACCAGUCUAGCAGAGGUAGCCACUACUAAUGGACACAAACUCCUCAGGUAAACCCUCUGCUAGACUCCCAGCCAGACCUGAGGCAAAUGCAUAUGGAAGUGCACUUUAUUUAGUUUCUUACUAAUUUCUCUGGAAAGAAGGAUGUUUAUUCAGUCAUUACAAUGCAAUAAGCAUGUAACAGCAACUCCACUACCUAAACGCUAGUCAUUUAGGUCGAGGUUAAUUCUAUUCCUUACUCACUGUCAGUCUCCUCUCCAGUCUGUCCAGUAGCUACGAGGCUCAGAUGAAGAGUCUGCUGAGAAUCAUCCGGAUCUUCUGCCAUGUCUUCCGCCUGGGCCCUUCCUCUCCCAACAACGGGAAUGACAUGGGAUACAACGGGAACAAGACGCAGCGCAGCCAGGUCUUUAAGGUCAGUAUGGGGUUAGUACUGAACCUGACUUCAGAUACACACAGAGAUGUAGUACAUUGUGUGAAUCAGAAGAGGGCGUUGAGAGAUUGUUCACCAUCUCCUGAUCACCUGAUCCAUGACUUGUCCUGGUGCAUGACUUUGAGUGUGUUUGUGUGUGUUUUUGUGUGUCAGCAUCUACCCCUCUCUUUCUUUCUCUUCCUCGCUCUCUUUCUCUUUCUCUCCCUAUUUCCCUCUCUCUCUCUUUCUACGUCUGUCUGUCUGUCUCUCUCUCUCGCUCUCUCCAUCCCUCUUUCUCUCCCCUCUCUCUCUCCUCUCUCUCCUUCACUCACUCAGUCUCUUUCCUUGCAUCCCCGUUUCCUCUCUCUCUCUUAUUUCCUUCAGCCGUUGGAGUUGCUCUGGCACUCUCUAGAUGAGUGGUUGGUGUUGAUCUCUACAGAGCUGGAGAAGAGCCACCAGGACCCCUCCAACUCUUCCUCCUCAGGGAGCGAGAUCGCCUCCCUCCUCCUCAAACAACGCGGCGAGGUUGACUCCGCUUCCACCUCCACCCCCGCCGUCUUCACGGUGGCACCCUCGCUGCCCCCCUCCAUGCCCCUACCCCCUUUGCUGGACCCAGAGGUUGACAAGAGGACCCCGGAGGUUGUUAUGGAAACGCCGGAGGUAUACGCAGACGGAGAGGAUGUCAUCUCUAUGACGGCCAAUCGGCUCAGCGCGGUGAUCCAGGCCUUCUACAUGUGCUGUUCCUGUCAGAUGCCACAGGGGUGAGAAUGACUUCUGACCUCUGACCUCUAACCCAGGGAUGGGCAACUCAGGUUCUUGGGAGGCCUGAGUGUCUGCUGGUUUUCCUUUUGGCCCGGCUCUUGAUUGCACUCAAGUGCACACACCUGAUUUUAAAGAUCUAUAUCGGCCACUAAACGACAGAGUCAGUGUUCCUCUCAUAAUGUCCUAGUUUCACAGAGAUACUUUACGUAACUCUUCCUCCUUCAGAUCCCCUCUGUGUGAGUAGGCCUGGGAAAUAAUGGAUCUUUAAUAUCUCUCUCCAUACACACACACACACACACACACACACACACACACACACACACCCUUUCCUCGCCCCUGGCUAGAUAAUUACAUUUUAAUUAGAUCAUUAAACUCAUCCUAAUUGAACGCUGAAUAGGAGCCACUGUUAUUGGCCCUAUGCUGCUGUAGGAGAAGAAGAUGGCUGUGUUUGUCUUUGUGUUUCUCCUUCCCAGGCCUGCUCUUCAUUAGCUGAUAGCCUGGCUGUUCCCCUGUCAGGGAAACACUGUUUCAAUAAUGCAGGUUAUUGUUUUUUGGAGAGGGAUCAGAUCCACUCAUUAUAAUAGACAGAUACUGCACCACUUAUCUCUGUGUUGUGGUCUUCUGAAACACAGCUCCUGGUUAUGUAGUGAGUGUGUUCAUUAUUUUAUUAUCUUGCUCCCACUGUGUUUCCUUGUCUUUCCUCAUCCAGAAUGACGUCCCCUCGCUUCAUAGAGUUUGUCUGCAAGCAUGACGAGGUGCUCAAAUGUUUCGUAACCAGGUGAAUCCUUUGACAGGAUCUUAAACUUAUGUUUCUUACCAGACACUUCUUAUCAAUCUCUCUAACUUAACCUGUCAUUUUUUUCUCUCUCUCUCUCUCUCUCUCUCUCUCUCUCUCUCUCUCUCUCUCUCUCUCUCUCUCUCUCUCUCUCUCUCCAUUUCUCUUUUUCCUUCCUUCCCUCUAUCUCUCUCUCGCUCUCAGGAAUCCAAAGAUCAUCUUUAACCAUUUCCACUUCCUGUUGGAAUGUCCGGAGCUCAUGUCCCGCUUCAUGCACAUAAUCAAAGGCCAGGUGAGACCUGUGAUUGGCUGGUCUAUCAGUCAACUUCCUGGUUGUGUAUCUGCUGUAGGCAGGACAUACAAGGGCCAAGACAACGAUCCCAUGGCCUCAUAUUUGCAAGCUAUGACAGCAGCUUUCUCUCCCCCGCCCUUUCUCUAUGUCCCUCUCUCUCUCUGCCCCUCUCUCUCUCUGCCCCUCUCUCUCUCUGCCCUCUCUCUCUGCCCCUCUCUCUCUCCCUCUCUCUUUAUGUCCCUCUGUAGUUCUCCCUCUGGGGACUCUGUGGCGAGUGACUUUGAAACGCCUGUGUCUCCCAGGCAGGAUCAUUUAACAACAUUAUUGCCAUGGCGAUAACACUUGUCUUAAGUUCCUUUAUAUAGCUUCAUAAAUUUUAAGUGCCUCCUCGAAGUUGUGUUUAGUGUUCCACUCUCACUCAUAUUUGAGCCGAGGACGGCGUGGCAAGCCUCGUUACCUCUAUAGAUUAUAUCCCACCUGGGAAUAAGAGUCCCUCGUUUUAAUUACAGAUUUUAACCUGUAGAAGACUAUUUCAUCUCCACAUCUCCCUCUCAGUACGCACAGGAGCCCCAGGGGAAAAUCUCUCUCUGUCUCUCUUUUCUAUCUCUCUCUCGCACUCUCUCUUGCUCUGUCUCUGUCUCUGUCACUUUCUCUCUCCCCAGCUCAUCUCUCAUCGCUUAGAGAGAACAAAGACAUUCAAAUAUUAUACAAAUAUAAACGCCACUCUUCCCUCUCUGCGUUUUUCAGACACUGUAUUUCAACACUUGAGGCUUUGGAGCCAUAUGUUUAGACACCGUCUCAGAGUUGAAAGUGUAGAGAGAGAUAAUGCAUUUUUGGGAAGUCCUGUGGCUGGUAUUUAGUUAGGAUAAUUGUAAGACAUUAUAAGGGGGUUAUACAUGCUUAUGAAGUCUUGUAAUACAUUAUAACUGCAUCAUAAUGCACUAUACCUGCAGGCUGUAAGUAAAGUGUUAUUGUUUCUUCCCCUCGCAGCCCUUCAAGGAGCGGUGUGAGUGGUUCUAUGAGCACCUAUUGGCAGGACAGCCAGACUCAGACAUGGUCCAUCGACCUGUCAACGAGAACGACAUCCUGCUAAUCCACAGAGGUACCCAGCCCACACUGACCCAUCCUUCAUACAGUAUAACCCAUCGUUCCUGUAUAGCUAACCCCACUGACCAUCCUUCAUCCCCAAAUGUCUUACACUCCACCCAGUAAUGUAUCAGUGUAUCUCUCUUUCUCAAUAUGUUUCUUUCUCUUUUCUCUCAGAGUCCAUAUUCAGCAGUAGCUGUGCGAUGGUCUCCAAAUCGACCAAUGAGAAGCUCAAACAGGGCAUCGCCGUACGAUUCCAUGGAGAGGAAGGAAUGGUGGGUAUUAUCAAUGUCUGUCUGACCUGGGUUUAAAUAGUAUUGAUUUUCUUUCAAAUACUUUAGUUUAGCAACUCUUGAUUGAACUUGCCUAGCGCAAUGGAAACAAUGGAAUAGUUCCCAAAAUGCAAAGGGAAUAGGGCACCAUCUCAAAUUGACCCAUGCUUAGUCCUAGCAACACUGCAUUAUUUGUGCAGUAUACAGGAAACCGGGUCCCAUUUCAGCCCGUGCUCAGUGUUAGCAGUGGACCUUUAGUUGACCUGUGACCUUUGUGUUCCAGGGCCAGGGCGUGGUGAGGGAGUGGUUUGACGUCCUGUCCAAUGAGAUCAUCAAUGCAGACUACGGCCUCUUCACCCAGUCAGCGGACGGUGAGACACCUUGCGAUUGGCUGAUGUUUGUUUGAUGUGUAAACAGUGUUUUUCUACUGUAAUUGAGGGUGUAUUUUCCUCCCUCACGGUUUAAAAAAAAUGUUGUUACCUUGCAUCAUGAUCCAAAUACUUUGUUCGUUAAUGAUAUUUUUGUAUGCCUAGCCUAGCUGUAUAUUGUGACUGGGAUGUUUGCCCCUCUCUUCCCCUCUCUUGCGUCAGAAUCCAAAUACUUAUUCAGGAUAGGUAGGUAAGAAGAUUUAUUAUUAUUAUAAGAUCAAAACUUGACUGGUAUUUGUUUGUUUGUCACCGUGUGUGUGUCUGCCUGUGUGGCGUGUGUGUGCACAUCGGUGUGUGUAUCUGUGUGUGUGUGUGUGUGUAUGUGUGUCUCACAGGCACCACUUUCCAGCCCAACAGUAACUCGUCAGUGAACCCUGAUCAUCUGAACUACUUCCGGUUUGCGGGUCAGAUCCUGGGCUUGGCUCUUUACCACCGUCAGCUGGUCAACAUCUACUUCACCCGCUCCUUUUACAAACACAUACUGGGUAACACACACACACACACACACACACACAUACACACACACACACACACAUUCUAUAGUGGGUUGUUAACAUGAUAUAAUGUGUGUCCAGGCAUCCCAGUGAGCUACCAGGACGUGUCGUCCAUCGAUCCAGAGUAUGCCAAGAAUCUGCAGUGGAUCCUGGACAACGACAUCAGUGACCUGGGACUGGAGCUCACCUUCUCCGUGGAAACAGAUGUGUUCGGCGCCAUGGAGGAGGUGCCACUCAAACCUGGAGGGACUAGCAUCAUCGUCACCCAGGACAACAAGGUGAGCCAGCCUAUCACAGAAGGAGGAUCUGAAAUGUUUUUUGUUGUUGCUCUCAACAUCAACUAGGUGAGAAUAGCAGAUGAUUGACAGGUCAAGCAGAAGGAAGUUGCGAUAUGAUUUAGACUGCUCCCCCUGUAUUCUCUAACACUUAUGACCUUAUAUGAUUCAUGUGUAUAUGAUGUGCGUGCUUGCGCGCGUGCUUGCCUAUGUUUGACAAAGUUAUUUUGGAAUUUGAGAGUGUAGUACCACAGCUGGCCUGCAGGUGGUAAUGUUCUGUAAGGAAGACGCCUGUGAAACGAGAUGGUGUUAGAGGGCUGCCCAAAGAUCAACCAUACUCUACGUAGUGAAUGUUCCCUAUAUAAACCUCUCUCUCUCUUUCUCAGGCGGAGUAUGUCCAGUUGGUAACAGAGUUGAGGAUGACUCGAGCCAUCCAACCCCAAAUAAAUGCCUUCCUGCACGGGUUCCACACCUUCAUUCCCCCCUCCCUCAUCCAGCUCUUUGACGAAUAUGAAUUGGUUAGUGUCCUCGCUUUUCCUCUCUUCUCCUUUUGCCUGUGUUCAACUCCCUUCUCCUCACCUCUCCGUACCUCUUUCUCUGCUCUCACCUCCUCUUGCCCAUUCUCUUUUAUUCUCCUCCUUUGCUCUCUGCUCUCGCCUGCUCGCCUAGUGGGGUCUGAUGUCUGAUGCAGGGAUUGAUUGGCCUUGUCUGGCUCAGGGGUGUCAACAUGUUGGGGUCACCUUGAGGCCCCUCGCCCGGCUCAGAUCAGAUUUGUUUCUGUGUGUGUCGGCAAAAUCCAUGUCCUCACUAGUCCCGAUAGGGUGCCAUGGCGAUUAUCUGGCCCGCCGUGUGUUAUUGGACAUGUGUGUGCAGGUACAAGCCUCAGUCACACGGUCACAUCAACGCCUGCUGACAACACUCAGACUCAGUGGGGAGGAGAGUUUAGCUCUGAACCACCCGUGUUCAGUUGCGUUAGAAAAACACCCUUGUGUCUUUGUCAACAUGAUUUUGAACAGAAGAAGCACUAAGUUAUGUUUUAUAAGUCUGUUGUAUAUGAUACAUGUGUCCUGACUGCUACUCCAUUUAUCUCCCUCUCUGUUUCUGUGUGGGUGUCUGUGUGGGUAUAGGAGCUGUUGCUGUCUGGGAUGCCAGAGAUCGAUGUGCAGGACUGGCACAGGAACACAGAAUACACCAGUGGCUAUGACCUGGAGGAACCUGUCAUCCAGGUGAGUUAGCGCUGACCGGGGAGGACUCUUUUUAAUGUAACACCACCUCAUCAGAGAGGAGGACCCUUUUUACUGGAGCACCUCCAAAUUAGAGAGAUAUACCACAGGCUUGGCUGAUCCUACAGAGAUCUUAACCCCUCCUCCCAGGCUGGCUUAGUGGUUUAAAGUUGAUUCUCUUGUCAGAUUCUCUUAUCUCACAGUGGUUUUCAUUUGGUUUAAUGUGGAUUCUCUUGUCUUGUAGUGGUUCUGGAAGGUGGUAGAAAGCCUUACCCAAGAGGAGAGGGUCCUACUGUUGCAGUUUGUCACUGGCAGGUGAAUUUCUAAUAGUCAGUGUGCGUGUGUGUGGCAUGUGAGUUUCUUCCAGUCAUUCCCUCAAGGCCAUUGUAAGAUCUGAUCAGUGAUCAGUCACUUACUCUCACUCCUGACCUGUCUAAUUCCUCUCUCAUGUCCCUGUCAGCUCUAGGGUACCUCAUGGUGGCUUUGCCUUUCUGAUUGGAGGUAGUGGCUUACAGAAGUUCACUAUUGCCUCUGUACCAUACACAUCAAACCUACUGCCUACCUCCAGCACCUGGUAAGGACCGCACACACACACACACACACACAUACGCACGCACGCACGCGUUGUCACUCACGCAUGAGAGAGAGAUGCAUGCUGACAGAAAAAGCACUAGAGGGCAGUAUGGUGCCUCUGUCUCCUCUGCCUCUGGAGUCGUGUGUGUGUGUGUGUGUGUGUGUGUUGCUUUAGUCCACUGGUAUAGAAGAGAGGGAAAAACAGGGAGGGGUUUCUGCAUGUUGGAUAGAAAGGACAGGUACUGCAGUUCUCAUCGCUGUAGGUCUUUGCUUUGGGAGGUAGAAAUCACCACUGUAGUGUAUACAGCAGCUGGAUAUGAAAUGAGACAUAAUGACAUGCCAUCAAUCUGCAGUGAACUACAGGAAACUACAUUGACCAUGAUCCUCCUCACCUGCUCCUCCCACAGCAUCAACAUGAUGAAACUCCCAGAAUACCCCAGCCAGGAGGUCCUGCGGGACAGGCUGCUGGUCGCACUGCAUUGUGGGAGCUAUGGGUACACCAUGGCAUGACGCUGGCGGCAGCUGCAUCUCAGCGGGACUCCUCUGGCCCAUGCCCAUGAGAGUGUGUGUGCGUGUGUGUGUGUGU